AUGGAGGUCUUGUGCACAAGCGGGCGGCUGGCGCGGAGGUGCAAAUGUCCUGACCAGUUCGUGGGCGAGUACUGCCAGCACCUGAACCCGUGCCGCAACGGACCGGGUCCGCGCUGCCAGAACGGCGGCACGUGCAACGUGAUCCUGGAUGUGUCGGGGCCGCGCUUCAACUGCGAGUGCCCCGUCGGCUACAAGGCCUCCCUAUGCGAGAUCGCCGUCGAGAACGCGUGCGACUCUGACCCCUGCAUGAACGGCGCCACGUGCCAGCUCCUGACGCUCGACACCUACGUGUGCCAGUGCCCCUCCGGCUACCGCGGCGACCAGUGCGAGCUGGUGGACCACUGCGCCUCCAAGCCGUGCCGCAACGGUGCCACGUGCCACUCCCCGGGAAACACGUACGUCUGCACGUGCCCGCAGGGCUUUACCGGACUCACGUGCACAACGGACGUGAACGAAUGCAGGGACCGCCCAUGUCGCCACGGCACCUGCACCAACACCUUCGGAUCAUACACAGGUGUUGCAUAUGCAUCAUGGGCCAUCCUGCGAUGCUUAAUGGCGUUCCUGAGUCAGCAGGCACCCACCUGCAACGCCACUGCUGCCAGUACCACCUACAUCACUGACAGUGUCCGUAGUUCAGUGUGCCCUGACACAUCCCACACAAAGACGACCCUACAGAAAGAGAGAGAAAGUCAUACCGCCGAAAAUCAGUUGUCCUUUUCCCCUCGUUCCUCAUAG
Messenger RNA from Penaeus vannamei (Pacific white shrimp), 735 nucleotides. The record is from RefSeq and is a predicted model, not a curated record. Lineage: Eukaryota; Metazoa; Arthropoda; Malacostraca; Decapoda; Penaeidae.